AUGAGUGACGCUGUUACUAUCAGAACCAGAAAGGUUAUUUCCAACCCAUUAUUGGCUAGAAGACAAUUCGUCAUUGACGUCUUACACCCAAACAGAGCUAACGUCUCAAAGGAUGAACUCCGUGAAAAGUUAGCUGAAAUCUACAAGGCUGAAAAGGACGCUGUCUCAGUUUUCGGUUUCAGAACUCAAUUCGGUGGUGGUAAGUCUACCGGUUUCGGAUUAAUCUACCAAUCCGUUGCUGAUGCCAAGAAGUUCGAACCAGCCUACAGAUUAGUUAGAUACGGUUUAGCUGAAAAGGUUGACAAGGCUUCCAGACAACAAAGAAAACAAAAGAAGAACAGAGACAAGAAGAUCUUUGGUACCCAAAAGAGAGCUGCUAAGAGAGCUGCUAAGAGAAACGCUGAUUAG
Messenger RNA from Dujonia railenensis, 408 nucleotides. The record is from the annotation of a GenBank genome assembly. Lineage: Eukaryota; Fungi; Ascomycota; Pichiomycetes; Serinales; Debaryomycetaceae.